AUGACGUUAAGCCCUUUUCCAUCCACUCCCAAUCCCAAUCCCCUCCUCUACUGCUCCCCUCCCUGCUCCGUCGCCCUCUCCCCUCUCCACUACUCCUCUUCCGAGCGCUACCUCCCUUCCUCCGCCCAAUCCUCCCACCUUCGCGCUGCCCUUCGCCUCCUACGCUCCCGUCGCCCCUCCCCCUCCCCCUCCGCCCGCCUCGCCGGCCUACUCUCCAACCGCCGCAUUCUCACCUCUCAUCAAAAACCUCCCCUCUCUGAUGGUGACGACGACGACGACGUUACGGAGAGGAUCAGGCUCGGUGCCGGUGCCAUGGCUGAAGCCAUGUCCAAGCAACGCGCCGUCCCGAACGACGACGCCGUUUUGGAGGAAGCUACGGUUGCGUUAUGCGCGGUUCUAACGAACGCCGUGGAGGUGCACGAUAACGAAGGCCGCGCCCUCGGAAUCGCGGUUUACGAUACUACCUUCUCUUGGAUCAACCACAGCUGUUCCCCCAACGCAUGCUACCGUUUCCUCCUCUCUUCUUCUUCCUCUUCUCAUUCCGAAGAACCCCAUCUUCGCAUUGCCCCACACCCACAACAAAUGGGCAGUAGUGGGGUUUGUGUUAGCAGUAAUGAAUAUGCAAAAGGUUGUCAUUGUUGUUUGCUUCAUUGUUUAAUACGUUUACCCUUUGAAAAAUUGAAAACUAAUGAAUGCGAUUUUGUGCAAGAUAACGUAGAGGUUCUUGGUUAUGGCCCUAGAUUGGUUGUGAGGAGUAUCAAGAAAAUUAAAAAGGGAGAAGAGGUCACUGUAGCCUAUACGGACAUCUUGCAGCCUAAGGCAAUGAGACAGUGGGAGCUAUGGUCAAAGUAUAGGUUUAUUUGUUGUUGCGAACGAUGUAGUGCUCUGCCUUUAUCAUAUGCCGAUUAUGCAUUGCAAGAAAUCUCUGUUUUCAGUUGUGAUUCAACGGGUUCAUAUUCCAAGUUCCUGAAAGACAUGGCUGAUAGAAGAUUGACUGAGUGCAUUGAUGAUGUCAUAUCAGAGUAUCUUUCAGUUGGUGAUCCUGAGUCUUGUUGUGACAAGCUUGAGAAGAUACUCAUGCAAGGCCUGAAUGAGCAGUUAGAAGACAUUAACGGAAAAUCAGAUUAUAAAUUCACGCUGCAUCCCCUAAAUCAUCAUUCUUUAAAAGCAUACACAGCACUGGCUUCAGCAUAUAAAGUUUGUGCUAGUGAUUUAUUGUCUUAUGAUUCUGAAAUAGAUAUAAACAGGUUCAAGGGUUUUGACAUGAGCAGGAUCGGUGCUGCAUAUUCUCUGUUACUUGCAGGUGCAACCCAUCAUCUCUUCAAUUCUGAAUCCUCACUGAUUGCAUCUGUUGCAAAUUUUUGGAUAGGAGCUGGUGAAUCUUUGUUAUCUCUAAUCAGAAGCUCUGGAUGGAGUAAGUGUUUUAAUUUGGGUCUGAUUGUUCCAAACCUUAAUUCAGCCAUUAAGUUCAAAUGGUCGAAGUGUUCAUUAAUUGAUAGGAUUAGAGCCUGUAUAUCAAAUGGCCAAAUUAACAGUGCAGAUUUUGAGAAUGUAUCAAAUGAAUUUCUUUGUUGUGUCUCAGAUAUUACACAGAAAGUUUGGGGUUUCCUUAUCUCUGAUUGCCAUUUUUUGAGAUCAUGUCAAGAUCCUAUCAAUUUCAGUUGGCUCAAGUCUACCAAAAAUUCCAGUACUAUGCAUGUUGAGGGUUGUGUUAAAAAUAGUUACAAAACUGACAUGUGUUACACCCAUGAACCUGAAAACAGCAUCUAUAUUUGUGAAGAAUCAACCUGCACUGAUGGUGUAGAAUGUGUUUUACAGCUUGGUGUACACUGCUUAGCUUAUGGGGGAUUGUUGGGCAGUAUUUGUUAUGGUCCCCAUUCCCAUGAGGUUUGUCGUGUUCAAAUUGUUCUAGACCGUGAAGAGAAUUUUGUAUUAUAUUCUCAUGAAGAAUCUUAA
Sphenostylis stenocarpa is the source of this 1956-nucleotide messenger RNA. Lineage: Eukaryota; Viridiplantae; Streptophyta; Magnoliopsida; Fabales; Fabaceae. The record is from the annotation of a GenBank genome assembly.